UCAAUGUCUGUCCCAGAAAUGUUGAAUCAGAUCCUGGGUAAUGUGCCCAGCAUAACCUCUGCCUGUCCUCUCUCACUCUCGUAUGUGAAGAAGAAGAUAAGGAGGAGGAAGGAGAAAGGAGGAGGGAGAGAGAGAGAUGGAGGAGGAAGAAGAAGAAGAUGACGUCCUCCUUGCUGUCUCACCUGCAGGUAGCUGUCACCGUACUGACUGUGGUCGUCGUCGUGUGCAGGUACCGAGUGGAGCCCGGCUAUGGCGCCAGCUGUCUUGCCACAACGUCAUCACAGGUAAAUGGACUCCUUCAUCGGAAGAUGAGGCCGUUGGUCGAUUACCUGGAUUCGGGAUGACCACACUUAUAAUCAAUGGAAACUUGGAAUGCGGCAAGGGGACAACGACUCCCCAGGAGCAGAGGCGAAAGGGUUUCUUCGACAGAUACUGCACUGAUCUAGGGAUUGACCAAGGAUCCAAUCUUGACUGUGCCAACAUGCAGCCGUAUUAGACGAGUCCCUGUUGUACCCAACCAACCACUACCCAGCAGGCGCUCCACUCUCUGCACUAUUAUGGGACCAGUAUGGGGACCCAG
Messenger RNA from Chara braunii, 580 nucleotides. The record is from the annotation of a GenBank genome assembly. NCBI's taxonomy places the organism in Eukaryota, Viridiplantae, Streptophyta, Charophyceae, Charales, Characeae.